GUCAGGAAACAGGAUAGCAGAGCUUUCGUAUGCUAUCACUUUGGAAGACUAUGGGCUUGUGAAAAUGCAAGAAGUUCUGGUGUCAGAGUCUUCUCAAUGUGUAGGUGCUGAUCAACAGCGGCACGUGCCUCACACUCACCCUCAAUGUACCACAGAAAGCCAUCCAGAACCUCGAGAAACUCUUGAAUACAAAGCAGCACUGGAGUUAGAAAUGUGGAAGGAAAUGCAAGAGGACAUUUUUGAAAAUCAGCUUAAAAAGAAGGAAAUAGCUCAUAUGCAAGCACUUGCAGAAGAAUGGAAGAAAAGAGAUAGAGAGCGAGAAGCAUUAGUGAAGAAGAAGGUAGCAGAAUAUACUGUUUUGGAAGAACAACUUCAGAAAACCUUGAGAGAUCUAGACAAGCGAGAACGACAACUUUUUAGUGCUGAAUCAGAGCUUCAAAGAGUAAAGAAGGAGUUGCAAGCAGAGCAUGAACGAAAUAUGCAGGAGCUACAGGAUUCUGUGCGGCGAGCUAGAGCAGAGUGUGCACACCAGGUUGAGCUAGAAAGGUCAAAAAUCAAACAGGUGGAAGAAGACAAGCUUCGCUUACAGCAGCAGCUUUAUGAAGCAGAAAAUAAGCAUAAAAUUUUGGAGAAGGAGUACCAGCAAUACAAAGAACAGCAAAGUAGCAAACCAGAAAUCCAGCUACAAUCGGAAAUAAAUCUUCUCACUUUAGAAAAGGUUGAACUUGAAAGAAAGUUAGAGUCAGCUACCAAGUCAAAGCUCCACUACAAACAACAAUGGACUAGGGCUUUGAAAGAACUUGCAAGGUUAAAACAG
Pterocles gutturalis (yellow-throated sandgrouse) is the source of this 817-nucleotide messenger RNA. RefSeq names its product centrosomal protein of 120 kDa-like. Gene Ontology annotation, cellular component: centriole; centrosome. Lineage: Eukaryota; Metazoa; Chordata; Aves; Pterocliformes; Pteroclidae. The transcript has 7 exons. Gene Ontology annotation, biological process: interkinetic nuclear migration; positive regulation of centriole elongation; centrosome cycle. The record is from RefSeq and is a predicted model, not a curated record. The annotation marks the transcript as partial.